UCGCUCUCUUUGAUCAGCCCCCGCCUCGCCCCGCUCUGCUCUGCUCGGCUCGAGCUCGACCGCUCACCUCCUCCCUUCCGCCGCCGUCGCGUCAUCGACCGACCAUGGCCGCGCCCGCUGCCACCUCCUCCCCUUUCGACUGCGUCCUCUUAGACCUCGACGACACGCUGUACCCGGGCAGCGCCGGCAUCGGGCUGGCCACGAAGCGCAACAUCGACGAGUUCCUCAUGGCCCGCUGCGGCGCCACGGCGGAGAGGGCCGCCGCGCUCCGCGUCGAGCUCUUCCGCUCCUACGGCAGCUCCCUCGCCGGCCUCAUCGCCCUCGGCUAUGAUGUGCACCCGGAUGAGUACCACAGCUACGUGCACGGGAGGCUUCCCUACGAUCGGAUCGCCGAGGACCCGCAGCUCGCCGGCCUGCUGCGGAGCAUCCCGCAGCGCAAAGUGCUGUUCACCAACUCCGACCGCGCGCACAUGAGGAGGGCGCUGCAGCGGCUGGGCGUCGACGAGGGAUGCUUCGACGCCGUCGUGUGCUUCGAGACCAUGAACCCCCACCUCUUCGGCGAGCAGGCGCCGUGCGACUGCUCCGGCGUCGACCGCUCCGCCGUGAUCCUGAAACCGUCACCCGAUGCCAUCGUCGCCGCCCUGCGCGUUGCCGGCACCAAUCCGCACCGGACGCUCUUCCUCGAUGACAGCGAGAGGAACAUCGCCGCGGGGAAAGCUCUUGGCCUCCGCACCGCCCUGGUUGGCAAGAGGGUGAGGAGCAAGGAGGCUGACUACGCGCUGGAGAGCAUCGGCAGCCUCCGGCGAGCCAUCCCGGAGAUCUGGGGCGGCAUCGCCGUCGCCGGCGAGCAGCUCGACCACGGCGCGGAGAAGGGAAUGAGGCCCGACCUGAGCUCCAUCAUCCAGCCAACGUCAGUCCUGGCGUAAUCGGUUCCUAAUAAUCCAUUUGGCACAUAAACAAAUCACCACUAAUAAAAGCUGCCUCUUAAUUAUAUAUCAUGUAAAUUAUUCUGAUUCCUGAUGCUGAUGCUGAGUGUGUGUGCAGUGUACAUGGGGUCUGGCUGACAAGGAAACAUGUACGUAUGUGUAUGUAUACUAGUUUCUGAUCAGCGUUGGUUGUUGUAAAAUGUAAGUGAUGUGAGCAAGGGAAUAAACAAGUCAUGAAUUGUCUAUGAUUACUA
Molecule: messenger RNA, 1180 nt
Organism: Oryza brachyantha (malo sina)
Lineage: Eukaryota; Viridiplantae; Streptophyta; Magnoliopsida; Poales; Poaceae
Product: suppressor of disruption of TFIIS-like
Exons: 7
Coding region: 105-926 (273 amino acids)
Source: RefSeq, a predicted model, not a curated record